AUGGCCUACAGCUGCUGCUCUGGAAACUUCUCCUCCCGCUCCCUUAGGAGCUGCCUGCCCUCCUCAGGAUCCUGCCGUAGCUCUUCCUACCCCAGCAACCUGGUCUACACCACUACCAGCUGCUCUCCCAGCACCUGCCAGCUGAGCUCCUCUCUGAACACUGGCUGCCAGGAGACCUGCAUUGAGCCCAUCCGCUGCCAGGAGACCUGCAUUGAGCCCAUCCGCUGCCAGGAGACCUGCAUUGAGCCCAUCCGCUGCCAGGAGACCUGCAUUGAGCCCAUCCGCUGCCAGGAGACCUGCAUUGAGCCCAUCCGCUGCCAGAGGUCCUGUGUGGUGCCCAGCCCUUGCCAGAAGCCCUGCUACUACCCCAGGAGCUCCACACCCUGCAGUCCCUGCCAGGGGACAUAUGCUGGCUCUCUGGGCUUUGGGUCCAGAAGCUGCAGUUCCCUGGGCUAUGGUUCUAGAAGCUGCUACCCAGUGGGAUGUGGAUCCAGUGGCUUUAGAUCUCUGAAUUAUGGAGUCUGUAGCUUUCCUACCAGAUAUUACAGAUCUGUUGUCCGUGCUCCACUUUCAUUCCCUUCUAGGGAUUUCUAUUCUUGUUACCAGCCAUUCUACACAUCUCGCUUCUGUUGA
This is a messenger RNA of Mus pahari (shrew mouse), 633 nucleotides long. Its product is annotated as keratin-associated protein 13-2-like. The record is from RefSeq and is a predicted model, not a curated record. The transcript has a single exon. The coding region runs from base 1 to 633 and encodes 210 amino acids. NCBI's taxonomy places the organism in Eukaryota, Metazoa, Chordata, Mammalia, Rodentia, Muridae.